AUGCUGGCUCCAUAUGGCCCUCACCCGCUCCUGACAGCCCCCAGCCGGGCACCAUCCAUCAUCCGGCCCGCAGCCUCACUUGUUAUCAUCUCAGCCCCGGAGCGCACCAGCCCGAUCGGGGGAAAAGGAGCUGGGGAAAUUGGGUUGGGAAAGAAGUCGGUGGUAGGUCGCUGGUAUGUGGCGAACAAUGCCAUGUUGUCUGGAGUGCUACCACCUCAAGGCGGGACGGGAGACGGCACAGUCUGUCGGCGCGAAGGGGGGAUGCGCUUGAUGCGUCUGACGGAGGAGAUUACGGCUGUCAGAUCGGUGUGCAGAGUCAGGGAGCCGGGAGAGCACCCCAGGGCGACAGCCAGACAGCCCCUGUGA
This is a messenger RNA of Knipowitschia caucasica, 366 nucleotides long. Lineage: Eukaryota; Metazoa; Chordata; Actinopteri; Gobiiformes; Gobiidae. The record is from the annotation of a GenBank genome assembly.